CCUGCGGCACUAGCUCCGGGCGCCGCGCCCCAGCGGCCGCCGCAGCCUGCAUGCCCCGCGCUGCGCCUCGUCGGGCCCCGCCGCCGCCUCCCGCUCGCACGCGCCGCCGCCGGGCGCCGGAGUAAUAUGCUCACUCGGGUGAAGUCCGCCGUGGCCAAUUUCAUGGGCGGCAUCAUGGCUGGCAGCUCGGGCUCCGAGCACGGCGGCGGCGGCGGCUCGGACCUGCCGCUGCGCUUCCCCUACGGGCGGCCGGAGUUCCUGGGGCUGUCUCAGGACGAGGUGGAGUGCAGCGCCGACCACAUCGCCCGCCCCAUCCUCAUCCUCAAGGAGACCCGGCGGCUGCCCUGGGCCACCGGCUACGCAGAGGUUAUUAAUGCCGGGAAGAGCACGCACAAUGAAGACCAAGCCAGCUGUGAGGUACUCACUGUGAAGAAGAAGGCAGGGGCCAUUACCUCAACCCCGAACAGGAACUCGGCUAAGAGGCGGUCUUCCCUUCCCAAUGGGGAGGGGCUGCAACUGAAGGAGAACUCGGAAUCGGAAGGCGUUUCCUGUCACUACUGGUCGCUGUUCGAUGGUCACGCGGGCUCCGGGGCUGCCGUGGUGGCCUCCCGCCUGCUGCAGCAGCACGUUGCCGAGCAGCUGCAGGACAUCGUGGAGAUCCUCAAGAACUCUGCCGUCCUGCCGCCCACCUGCCUGGGCGAGGAGCCCGAGGGCACCCCGGCCCACAGCCGUGCCCUGACCCGCGCCGCCUCGCUCCGCGGAGGGGUGGGCGCCCCCGGCUCCCCCGGCACCCCCCCCACGCGUUUCUUCACCGAGAAGAAGAUCCCGCACGAGAGCCUGGUCAUCGGGGCCCUGGAGAGCGCCUUCAAGGAGAUGGACCUACAAAUAGAACGAGAGAGGAGUUCAUAUAAUAUAUCUGGUGGCUGCACGGCGCUCAUCGUGGUUUGCCUUUUGGGGAAGCUGUAUGUGGCGAAUGCUGGGGACAGCAGGGCCAUAAUCAUCAGAAACGGAGAAAUCAUCCCCAUGUCUUCAGAAUUUACCCCCGAGACUGAGCGCCAGCGACUUCAGUACCUGGCAUUCAUGCAGCCUCACUUGCUGGGAAAUGAGUUCACACAUUUGGAGUUUCCAAGGAGAGUACAGAGAAAGGAACUUGGAAAGAAGAUGCUCUACAGGGACUUUAAUAUGACAGGCUGGGCAUACAAAACCAUCGAGGAUGAUGACUUGAAGUUUCCCCUCAUAUACGGAGAAGGCAAGAAGGCCCGGGUGAUGGCAACUAUUGGAGUGACCAGGGGACUUGGGGACCAUGAUCUGAAGGUGCACGACUCCAACAUCUACAUAAAACCAUUCCUGUCUUCAGCGCCAGAGGUAAGAGUCUACGAUCUCUCCAAAUAUGAGCAUGGAGCAGAUGAUGUGCUGAUCUUGGCCACUGAUGGACUCUGGGAUGUUUUAUCCAAUGAAGAAGUGGCGGAGGCCGUCACUCAGUUUCUUCCCAACUGUGACCCAGAUGACCCUCACAGGUACACGCUGGCAGCUCAGGACCUGGUGAUGCGUGCCCGCGGUGUCCUAAAGGACAGAGGAUGGCGGAUAUCUAAUGACCGACUGGGCUCAGGAGACGACAUUUCUGUAUAUGUCAUUCCUUUAAUACAUGGGAACAAACUUUCCUGAAAAACAGCCCAGGGGAUUGGGAGGACAGCAGGGGAGAAAGCUGGGAUACUCUUAGCAGGACGGGACUGGGAAGUACCCCGGCAGAGUUCCAGGUGAUGCAGCCUCUUCCUAGCCCAGGUGGGGAGUGUGCUGCCGAGAGGCCUCAGACUGUACCUCUGGGGGACCCUUCGAUUUCAGUUUCCUCUUUAGUAACAGGUCUGGAUACUCAACAAGAGCAAAACAUAAAGGCUGCUACCGAGAGUUGUGUUUCUUUUGGUUCCUUUAAUAGGCCUCCAGGUGGUCACUGCCUGUUUGGGGCACACACAUAUUUAUUUGGAAUAGCUAGGCAGCCAUUUUCAGGUGUAACUGGCGGAAGACGCUGGCCUGUCAAGCUGCCAGCUUCUCUACGGGUUCAAAGUGCUGCAUUGAAAAGUUGGGGAUCAUGCCUCAGAAAGUGUAAGCACCCCCCUUCUAGUAAGCCUGAGAUCUAUUUCAGGGAACGCCAUCUCUGUGUAUCUCUCUCUCUAUUCUAUCAUGGUUAUGGUGGGGUGAGGCAGGGAUUUUUUUUUUCUCUUUGAUAUUUCUUGAAUCUUAAUUGUUUCCCUUCCAUAAAACAGGCCUGGGACUUUCCAGCUCCUUGCUGAGGAAUAUUCAUGUGUCAAAGUCCAGCCCAGGCUGUCCCUGUACCCAGUAGCCCACAUCACCCAGGCAGCCUUCUGGAACAGUGCCCUGGCUGCCAGAGUUCUUGUCCUUGUUGUGUAACAGUUUGUCUUGAAUUGCAUUUUCUCACCAAAUCAGUAUGUUUUCCUGAAAAUAUGGGCGUUUCUUUGGACCAUCGGUUCCUCUGUUGUCUUCAAGGGUCCCCUUUUCAUGGCUUGAGAUUUCUCUGAGAAUCUAGGUUUUCAAAUCUGGAAUGGUUGGCCCUCCCCACCUGCUGGGGGCUGUGGGGACACCCGUAAAGCAGUGUUUAAGAGAUCAGUACAGGAAGCUCCAUGUACCAGGCAGUUCGCCAUACCUCACAUGAAGACCCUUCCUUCAUUUUGGAUUCAGGUUCCAUGGGCUGUGACAGCCCCCAAGGGCCGUGUAUCAGUGUACUUUCAAGGAACAAUGGUCCCGCUCUCCCUCUCCUCUUCGAAGGGCAAGGCCCACUUAGAAUAGCUGUUUGAUAAAAGUGAAUUUGAAUUGGGUUGACGGGUCAUUCUCAUGCCGUGUGCCCCAUGCCUUCCCCUUGGAAUCACGUCCCAGCCACCCAACAGCUGAAACCCCAGUUCCCAUUGUUGCUGCACUUCUGAGUGUUCCUCACAGGAGCUGCAGAAGCAGCGAACACCAAAACUACCUGUUGCCUCUCUACCACGAGGAAUCACAAAGUAGAUUUUUAGAAGGCACUUCCAUCUCUUAGGCAGACUAUGGUUCUGCACUGGGGCACCUUACAGAGCAGCGUCCAAUUACUGAGUCUUCCUGCACACGUCCUGUGGCAUCAUCACCACCUUGAGGAUUUUGUGUAAUUAGAGCAUCCUUCCCACCCGAUAAAGAAAAAUGUCGUUGAUGUGAUUCCCAAAGCUGCUGGAGAGCCAAUUCCAGUUCGCAUGUUUGUUGAGUCCUUUCCUCAGAGGAGAGGAGAGGGAUCGUUCCUCCAGGAUAGUUCAUCACCUUCCCAGAGUUGUAGAUAUUUUAUUAGGAAAGGCCUGGAGCCUCCUCUACUCAGGUAUGAAUUCAUUCCACAGUGUGGAAAUGACGCGCUGCCUGGUAGGUGAAGUACUAUGGGAACUUACCCACCAGCUGUUUGCCAAAAUGUCACCUGGGAAGAAUUGGACGACCACGCUGUCAGGGGUCACCUUCAUCUGACAGCUUCCCUCCUCCUCCAGGAGAUUUCAGCUACCCCAGAUGUCUCUGCGGGGACAGGUUUGUGGUAAAGCAUUUGCUUCUCUGGCGGAACACUAUGCUGUGGGACAACACGCCACCAUUUUACAGCAUCCUGGUCCCCUUCCUGCUCCUGCUCUGAUGCAAAGUCACAUACAAAUUGAAAACCAGAAUGUUUUCUGUGGAGGACCCUGAACUGCCUUCUUUGCGAAGCUGUCCUCACAAGCAGUCACCUCUUUCCCAUGUUCCCGAUGCCUUUCAUCUGUUUCCUCUCCUGGGCUUCUCUGUUGGUCCCUCCUUGAGCUUUUUCUACUUUGAUUUGAGCCACCAGAGUCUGACUUUGGGUAUAGAUGUCAUGACAGCCUUCGACUCAAUUCACCAGUUCAUUUACUGCCAAGAAAUGUCUCAGGAAAAAUUCUGGAAACCCCCCCCCCUUUUUUUUUUCAAUUUAUUCUAAAGUCUUGAGCAUUCACGUCCUGCUGGUUUUAGUUAGAAAGGUAUCCAGGAAUUCCUUUCAGAAGCCUCCUUGGUGGAAAGACGUUAGUAAAAAGCUGAAGCCCUGUUUCUGUUUGGGGGAUGGGAGGAAAAUUAGAAAUGAGGCGAAUAAAUCAUAUGGGGAAAGAGUGCUUUGUUAGUGCCCAUAAAAGACCUACGCAGCGCUGAUAAGCUCUGCGAAUUGAGCUUACUCUGUUUGGCUUUACUUUGCACCCAGGAACCCAGGCCAUCCCGUCCCAGAGCAGUAACUGUGUCUACAUAAGUGGGUCGGCCCUUGGAGCAUUCCUGGAAAGGUCAAAAGGCAACACACUCAAAAUUCUGAAGGACGCAUUUACAUGUGGUUCUGAAAUCUUGGGCAGCUGACUUCUAGCCAACUCUGCUUGUCCUCAUCGCCCCAGAGGAAGUCUUGUUUAAUAAAAAGCGUUCGAUUUCCUGGUCAGGACUUUAUGGUUGUCUUGGGGCGGGGAGGUGGCCACUUCCUCUAAUGAAAGGCUCUUCCCAUUCUAAAUCUCUGUUAGGCUGGACCCUGCUCUUCCAUAUAUGUGGGGACAGUCUUUUCCUUAAAGCAAGCAAACUCCCACUCCGUGCACACCCUGCAGGUGACCACCUACCCUGGGUUCUCGUGACACCUGCGGUCGUCAGAGCGGUGGCCGCAGUCACAGGUGGAGGGUACGUUCUGGGGUGGCCGUCCUUCCCUAACUGUGGCUCUUGGGGCAGGAAGGGAGAGGGGAACAUCGGGCGAGGCCGCCCACUCAGCUGUGGAAUAGGACAAAACCACACCAAGUGGCGAUGUUGGUUCCUUUCCCCAGCUUUGGGGAAUUUAGGGUAUUUGAUUUUUUGAAAUUCCUAGCAGCUCACCUCUAUGGGGCCGUGCGAAGUGAGCUGUGCUGUAGGUAGCUACUGGUGGACAGGGGUGAGAGUCCCGGGACCCAGAUUUAGCCUCAGAUCUUGGCCAUUUGGGCAGGAUUUUUGGUAUACCAAGAGCACUAGCAUGGAAACAUUUGGAAAAAAGACUCUCAGGUCUUUAAACUCCUGCUGCUCCUCUCCACGGCACCUCCUUCCUCGCCUGCCAAUCGGGCUUUUUUCAACAAGGCCAAGGAUGGCCAUUGGUUUCUUUCCACCACAGUUUGAGGAUCUGACCUUUCCUUAAGUGACCCAGCAGCUCCACUCGUCUCAGAGGGAAUAUGUCAAACUUUUAUGAGCGUCUAUUUUCUGUAAAUUACUGCUUCUGGGACAUUGGGAGAAAGCCGUGAAGAGUCAUUGUCUAUGCAAAGAACAGUCAGGCUGACCCUAAAACUUACCAGACCUAAGAAAACAGGAGAAGAGUAUCUGGCCACAGGAUGGGAUCUGACAUUAGAAACUUGGAUUUUUGAGGACUUUACAAGUGCAGAGAAGCGUUAGAGGCCACACAGGACACACAGCCCAGCACGCUGAGCAGACGUGGGCUGGGUGUGGGUGCUGUGGCACAUGUGCCCACUGGGAUUUUUCAAAGGACACUACGUGAGCAGCCUCACUCGCCUCUUAGGCAAGCACCGUGGCACCUCUUUGUCAGAUUUGAGUGGCAGUCUGCGCACUAUUCCUCUUUCUAAUCCAUGAUGUUACGUGUAAAUAGCUUUAAUUUUUCCUCUGCGUCUUAGAUGAAGUCUUGUUCAUGUAGCAACAGGUAGACAGUGACCAAAUGAGGCUGUAAACGUGCUGUUGUUUUCUACCGCGACGUAGUUGAAGGAGAACCUUGUGCCCCCCACCCCCACCCCCUUCCGAUCUUCCAUGGGAUUUUGUGUUUGGGGAGUCCUGAGGUCAGGCUCUUAUUUCUGUUUGCUUCCAUUUUCUUUGUUUCUUCUGGAGACCCAGGGAAGCCCACUGUGGAGAUCAUCUGUAAAGGAACGCAUCACGGUCUGGGUUUCCCAAAAAAUGCCAGAUGUACAGGGAAUGACAGGAAUCUGCCUGAGAAUGGUUUCAGAACCAUGUACCUUUAUGCUUUGUGAUUGUGACACCUUGACUUUCGUAACCACCCCCCCCCAAAAUGAAAACUGUUUAGUAAAGGGGAUCUAUUUUGUGUGUUUUGAAACUUAGGUGCGAUGUUCCCUGGAAAAAGCUAAAGAAAUGUAUAUGCUCAAUGACGUUUUAAAAUAAAAUACUAUAUAUAUGUAUAUAGGACACUUUUAGAAAA
This is a messenger RNA of Nyctereutes procyonoides (raccoon dog), 6169 nucleotides long. It is a transcript of the gene PPM1H, whose product is annotated as protein phosphatase, Mg2+/Mn2+ dependent 1H. Gene Ontology annotation, molecular function: protein serine/threonine phosphatase activity. Gene Ontology annotation, biological process: protein dephosphorylation. Bases 127 to 1665 code for a protein of 512 amino acids. The transcript has 10 exons. The record is from RefSeq and is a predicted model, not a curated record. NCBI's taxonomy places the organism in Eukaryota, Metazoa, Chordata, Mammalia, Carnivora, Canidae.